AUGAGUAAAGAGAAGGAACGCGCAAGACUUGAAAUAAUCCUGGAGAAGGAAUGUAUCCUUCUCAAAGGUACUGGGGUCGACGUCGAACCAGCUCGUCUCUCCGGGCAUGUUGCGCUUUACCUUUCAGAAUCGACUUCCAUCAAAGAAAUCACUCUGCAGUUCAGAGGUAAAGCUCGCUUACCUGUUCCCUCUCAUGAAUCUAUUUCCUUGAAUUCUGCUCCCCUUACAUUUAUUGUGUGCAAUCAUGAAUGGUCUUUUCUCGAGGGAGAGAAACGGCACUCGCAUACACUGAAAGCUGGUCGUCAUUUCUUUCCCUUUCAACUCCAACUUGGCGGUUCCCUUCCGUCGACUGUAUCGACCACUGUGUUUGGUGGCGCGUUUGUCGCAUACAAACUCCGAGCUCAUGUGUCCCGACCAGGUCUCAGUCACAACCUUCAGUCCCAAAUUCCUGUCACCAUCAUUCGCUCCUUUGCACCCGAAGCGCUUGAGUAUCAGCAGACACUUGAGAUCGAAAACACAUGGCCGGAGAAGCUCAUGUACUCCAUCAUGAUUCCACACAAGGCUUGGGCUUGCGGUGACACCGUCACUGCCCUUGUGAAAUUUUCACCUCUUCUGAAAGGGGUCGGUGUGCUCAACAUCAAUACUUCCAUUCACGAGACCGUAAAAGUCUAUACAAGGACUGGUCAUCAGGAGCAUAACCGUGCGGUUGCUAGCAUGAAGCAUGAAAUUGUAGGUGGUAAGGCUGUCGAAGUGCACGAACACGAACACCGCCAUCGAACAGCUCAGACACCAUGUGGGUCACCAUCUCCCGGGACUCCGAGUUUGUCCAGCAGCUAUCGUAGCACAGGAUCCGCUGGUGGCUAUUUUGCCUAUUCACCUAACGGAAGCCAGACUUCCCAACCUGGGCCUUCUUCAUUGCCUGCUUCCUUGUCUGCAUCUCCAUCAUCUCAGCUUUUACGAGACCCUGUCGAAGGCCUGGAAAUGAGCCAAGAUGACGUCGUAACCUAUCUUCUUCUCCCAAUUCCACUCAACAUCACUCCGACUCAUGUUCUUGAUCCAAUACAUGUCACUCAUCGGAUUCGAUGGAGCAUACUUAUACUGAACCCGGAUGGCCACACCUCCGAAUUACGGUGUUCGCUUCCUCUUCAUGUCCUUGACCCACGUCUAUUGAAUGAGGCACGUAUGAACACAGCUGCCACACGGCGACUGUUAAUAGGAGGCCCAGAAGUUCCAGCGGAGGAAACAGAAGAUGACAUGGAGCUUCCUAGCUACCAUGCACACGUCCGUGACCGAAUAGCUAACAUGUACCUGCCUGAAAGUGCGACCAUGCGCGUUACCAAUCCAUGGGUCCGAGACGGUGUCAACUCUUUAGGUGGGAAUAGUGACGUUGUUUCACCUUGGCCGAGAUCGCGUUCUGGCUAUUCAUCACCUUUAGAUGCUCAUGCAUUAUCGCAUCUUCCUCACGCGCCUGGUUCAGGGGAUAGCACACCUUUGGAUUGGGUCAAUUCUGAGCUUUUGCUUCUUCACCCCGACAGUGAUCCCCACACUCAAACAAUUGGUCAUUUUUCUCAAACAUCCUCAGAGGUUUCUCCUGACCAUUCGAAUCCCUCCUCCAGUCCUGUAACCCGUCCCAACAGUCGUCCAACCAGUUCGUAUCCCAGUCGUCGGUCAAGUCGGGCUUCCAGUCCCGAACGUGGUGGCCACGUAAAUCCUCAAUCUCUCCAUGUCGCCGGACCAAACGAGACUUACAUACAUACUGGAAAAGACAGCCGGAAUAUUCAGGGCGUGUUCAAAGCGACGAUGAAACCUUUUACUUCCCUCACUCAUCCCACAUGGCUCGGUUCUCGCUCCCACAGUCAUAACAACCUGUCUUCGUUGACUUCUUCCAGCUCUUUAACGGCUAAUCUUUCUCAUGACCGCCCAGGUCAAUCAAUAACACCUGGCAAUCGAACGCUUCAGCUUUCGGAUUACAACAACAGUCAAGAGGCAAUGCAACGUGUACCCGAUUAUCAGAUAGCAUCGAGGGGCUUCAUCGGUGGCGUUCCUCCGUUGACAAGUUUAAGAGACCUGCCGUCGUACGAAGACUCACAGCUUGGGACUCGUACCCGUAGUGACUCUGACCUGGCUUCGAGGUUUGCGGGCGUUUCGCUUUCACCUAUGGCGACGGUUGCAGGUAGAACCGCGUUGCCCACUACACCUCUUUCAUGA
Lentinula edodes (shiitake mushroom) is the source of this 2208-nucleotide messenger RNA. RefSeq lists its product as uncharacterized. Lineage: Eukaryota; Fungi; Basidiomycota; Agaricomycetes; Agaricales; Omphalotaceae. Gene Ontology annotation, biological process: ubiquitin-dependent endocytosis. The coding region runs from base 1 to 2208 and encodes 735 amino acids. The transcript has 2 exons. Gene Ontology annotation, molecular function: protein-macromolecule adaptor activity; ubiquitin protein ligase binding. The record is from RefSeq and is a predicted model, not a curated record. Gene Ontology annotation, cellular component: cytoplasm; cytosol; plasma membrane.